Messenger RNA from Adineta ricciae, 265 nucleotides. Lineage: Eukaryota; Metazoa; Rotifera; Eurotatoria; Adinetida; Adinetidae. The record is from the annotation of a GenBank genome assembly.
AUGAAAUUAGCUAAAGAAUUUGAUCCUAAUUGUGAACGACAAUUAAUUGCUGCUUCAAAAAUUGAUAAAUAUGAUAAAGGUAUAGCCCAAAAAUUAGUUGGCGAAGGACCAGGUUCAAUGAAACUUCAAUUGGGUUGUGUUGCUGUACUAAAUCGAAAUCAAGAUGAAAUCGAAAGGAAAGAACUACUUAUUGUCAUGAAUUGGCUUUGUAUUUUCUGGACGGGAAAUGAAAAGGUUGGAAUGGUAAAGGAGUGGGAUGUAAAAG